ACAUCCUGUGACCAAUAUGGCGGAAUUUAUAUAAGGAAAUUUUAUAAUAAUUUCAUCUUCCUUGUAAUUUUGAAAAAAAAUAAAUUACAUAACAUCGAGAAGCAAACGGCCUACAGUGCGCCAUGUUAACAAGACUAAAACAAGUUGCAGAAGACUUGGCUUGUCGGGUAAAUAAAAAGGUAUUCGCAUUUGAUAAUCAGCCUGACUGGAGCCAGCUGCCGUACGAAAUUCUUCUGAAAGUCUUCAGUUACCUGAGCAACAGCGACAAGUACCACGCCGCCCUCACCUGCAAGUCUUGGCUCCGUCCACUUUCAGUGCCGUCCGUUAGACAUGUAAACGUGUUUGAUAAUCAGCCUGACUGGAGCCAGCUGCCGUACGACAUUCUGCUGCACGUCUUCCGUUACCUGAGCAACAGCGACAAGUACCAUGCCGCUCUCACCUGCAAGUACUGGCUCCGUCCACUCUCAGAGCCGUCCAGGUGGCAGUCCGGAGAUUUUGUGUUUGACAACAAGAGCGACGAGAAAGCAAUCAUUUUUGUGAACAUGACGGGAAAAACGUUACGUCACAUCAACGUAAAAUGUAUAGCGAGCAAUAAGCAUUCUUGUGGAGAUGAGGGCCGCGCAUCCUGUACAGCAAAGAUGUACCAAUUUUUGGCCAACUUAUUGAAUUCUCAAAACCAUCACAUUUUGACCUUCAAGCUAACCAAUAUCUGCAGUUUGGAAAUCGGUGGCAUAAGCGCUAAGUCAAGGUCAUUUUCAGAGGUGGCACAACUCUUGACCCAAGUUUUGUACGACCAGCAGCAGCUUCGUGUCCUUGACCUCAGCAACAGCCAAAAGUCUAUCAAACACCGUGGCUAUGCUUGUUUUACCGUAAAUGAAGGUCUGGAACUGUUAAAUUCUGCUAGUAAAAACUGUGCCAACACGCUUCAGAAACUAGCUAUCUCCAGACUCGUUAGCUUGGAUGCUAUCUACAAGAAUGACUUGAGCUAUCUUCCACAAUUUCGAAGCGCCAUCGCAGGUUUCAGCAAGUUGUCAGAGCUGGACAUCAACUUUUGUUAUAUGGAAGAUGACCUGCUGCUCAGCUUAGCCAUGUCAACAACCACCCUCAAAGUAAUCAAAGUUCGAGCUGACAAAAUCCCAGAGUUGGAAAGUCGAAUUACCCCUCUAGCAUGGGAGAAGCUUACAGCGGCAUGUCCUGAGCUCCGAGUCCUAUUUUACAUCAAACCCAUAUCUAAACUCACAUUCAUGGAGUCGUUCUUCCAAGACGUCACAACGAUUCUCAAACCAUCCAUGCCGCUCUAUCAAGUCAAGUGGAAAUCUGGCAGUGUCACCGCUGUAGAGAACAUAAAGAAGUUCUUUCAACAUAUGGGACAAAACUUUCAGAAAACUUUACAUCAUCUGAAGUUCCGUACUCGUGUCCCCAUAGACAUGGAAUGCUUUGAAGUGUUGUUCAAGAGUAUACAGCCGUGCACAAAGCUGGACAGCCUCACACUAGGCUUGACCUCUUGUGUGAUUGAUGACGUGGAGAUGUACAAGCUGGCCAUCAGAGAUGUCGUGACGAGAUGUGCAUUGUCUUGUGACCUCACACUGAACGUCCAAGUCAGUCCACAGUAUACAGCCGUGCAAAAAGCUGGACAGCUUCUCGCUAGGCUUGACCUCUUGUGUGAUUGAUGACGUGGAGAUGUACAAGCUGGCCAUCAGAGAUGUCGUGACGCGAUGUCCAUUGUCAUGUGACCUCACACUGAACGUCUAAGUCAAAUAAAAGGGGUCAGUUUGACACGGUUGUUGGUAUCAGGAGAGUUCGCCAUGUUGGAUCAGUUCACGAAUUAUUUUUUUUAUUUGCAGUAAAAAAGUG
Molecule: messenger RNA, 1854 nt
Organism: Physella acuta
Lineage: Eukaryota; Metazoa; Mollusca; Gastropoda; Physidae
Product: F-box/LRR-repeat protein 21
Biological process (GO): positive regulation of protein ubiquitination
Molecular function (GO): protein binding
Source: RefSeq, a predicted model, not a curated record